CAACACAAACAUUGAAAAGAAAGAUUCUAAGAAAAACGAAAAUUUCGCUUUUUACUGCCUAUGGAUUCAACGGUAGAAAACGCCGAGAAAAGUGCCGAUUCCUUAAAUGAACAGUCGAGAAAAAGUGCUGAAGUUCUUGCAGAGGAACACGGUGAAAUAAUAUCCGAAGGUGGAGAUGAACACGCUUCAGAUGCGCCCAAAAAUUUGGAUGGAAUGUCCAGUUCCGAAGUGAAGGUAGACUCUGACACUCAAACGUCCGGGAGAAAUGAAGAAAAUACGGAGGAAGAAGCCGUUGAAGUUGUGGAAAUCGAGGAAAAGGUUAUAAUAGAGACGGUAGACGAAGGAAAACACGUAGAAGAAAGUCCCACGAAUGCUGAAGAGGAGAGGUUAAAUAUAACAGAGACAAUAGAAACGAUAGAUUUGCCGUCAGAAGAUGAGACUGUGACUCCUGCGAGUGAGCCUUCGUCCUUAGAAAGACAAGGGGAACCUGCCGAGCUGCCACAGGAAGCAAAAAAGCAAGAUGAGUGGACAGAUUUAUUGGGAAAUGGUCUAUUGAGAAAGAAGGUCAUCCAAGCUGGUAAGGAUGGCGGCUCUCGACCUGCGGCUGGUCAAGAAGUUUGCAUCAAGACUGAAGGAAUGUUGCCUAACGGCGAUAGGUUUGAUUUAAAUGAAGAGUUAAAGUUUAUCAUUGGAGAUGGAGAUGUUGUUACAGCAUUGGAUUUGUGUGUCCCGUCUAUGGUGGAAAAUGAGAUUUGCGAGUUGGUGGCUGCAGCAAGAUUUGCUUAUGGUGAACUUGGAAGAGAGGACGAUGAUGAAGGUGAUGUUCCACCAGACGCUGAAGUGACUUUCAAAUUGGAACUCUUGAGUAUAAUGCCAGGCCCUGACAUUGCGAAUCUGACAGAUGAACAAAGAAUUAACCUUGGUGAUGAAAAACGAGAGCGUGGAAAUUAUUUAUUCAGAAGAGAUGAAUAUUCCCUUGCAGUCCAUUCUUAUACAAGAGCUUUGAAGUACUUGGGAGCAUCAACUUCUGAACCGAUUGUUGAACUCAAAAUAAAGUGUUGGAACAACAUAUCAGCUUCUCAUUUGAAGGUCAAGGAAUAUGCAGAUGCGAAAAAAGCCUGUGAUUCUGUCUUAGAAGUGGAUCCUGAUAAUGUGAAAGCUUUAUUUCGAAAAGGAAAGGUUUUAUAUGCACAAGGUGAAUACGAAGAGUCUGUGGAGCUUUUGAGAAAAGCAAAUACCUUAGAUCCAGAUAAUAGGUUAAUAAGAAAAGAACUGUACAUAGUCAGACAAAAAUUUGAUGACUCUAGGGAGAAAGAGCGAAGCAUGUAUCAAAGAAUGGUCAGCGGUUUCUCUGGUAAUGCAGAGGCAGACGCUAGCAGCACGUUUUUCACCUGGCCUGUUAUCCUGGGUGCCACCGGUAUCGUCAUAGGUGGUGUGGUUGCCGCCCUGUGGCUAUCAAGACAUUGAUCUGCUUCCUUGCCACAAUGCUGUCUGACUCUGCCUAAGGCACAGCCGAGGCAAUGACUUUGACAUCUGAGAUUUCCCUUUGUGGUCCAGAAGAUAUUACAGUCUGUGUUUAUGAUGUUUUGGGCUUUGUUUAAUGGACACUAAAUGAAACUGAAUUUCAGUAUUUUAGGGACACUCAUUAGGGCCAUUUAUACGAGUGAAAAUAAGCCGCGGCCUAAAUAAGCCGCGGCUUAAAUAAGUCGCGAAGAACUCGUAUAAACGGUUUAUUUACAAUUAGCCGCGGCUUAUUUAAGCCUAGGCUUCAACCCUGGGCUUAUUUUAGCCGCGGCUUGCGAACAAAAUGACCGUUUAUACGAGCCCUUCACGACUUAUUUAAGCCGCGGCUUAUUUAGGCCGCGGCUUAUU
This is a messenger RNA of Dendronephthya gigantea, 1872 nucleotides long. RefSeq names its product peptidyl-prolyl cis-trans isomerase FKBP8-like. The transcript has 11 exons. NCBI's taxonomy places the organism in Eukaryota, Metazoa, Cnidaria, Anthozoa, Malacalcyonacea, Nephtheidae. The record is from RefSeq and is a predicted model, not a curated record. Gene Ontology annotation, molecular function: peptidyl-prolyl cis-trans isomerase activity; protein binding. The coding region runs from base 61 to 1467 and encodes 468 amino acids.